GGUUAUAUGAUGAAUAACUGUCGUUUCUGGGGAUUUAUUCAACAAUUUCUGACAUUUUACUGUAAUCCCCAUUCACCGACGGUAAAGUGUCCGUGUGGGCUCCCAUUUGUUAUAACACCAGCACUUUUGUCCGACCAGAGUCCAAAGUUUGGGGUUAUAUAACACUUUGAGGUUACAAUCUAAGGAUAUGUAAACUACAAAUUAAAAACAUUUAAUUAUUCAAUUUUAAAAUACUUUAAACGAUAUAGAUGAAAAUGCAUGAAAAUUAUACUUUACCUAUGUUUAGUUGGGAAAUGCACAGCUAAUCGAUCCAAAUUAAGGCAGCCAAACUAUGAAAUAUUUACAAACGAACGGAGAGGGCGUCAACAAUAUACGAAUGUGAUAUCGAUAUUGCAUUCCACCAGCACACCUACAAGGCAAUAAUACGAUACGAUACACUCACGAAGACAAACGAUAAUUGUGGUGAUAACUGAUAAAGGUCUGCAAGCGUAGACUAUACUUUGUUAUUACACGUGACUACUUGCAUGGAGAGAGUUAUGGCUGCUGUCAAGAUGACGCAGUAGUGAUCAUCGUUGUUGCAUCUCAACUAAUAAAUGUCUGUUGUAUAUACAUUUAAAGAACUGCCUACUGGACUUUUGAUUUAUAUAGCCUAAGUUCUAACCAUGGUGUCAGAUCCUGCAUUAUUAUGCUGAGUAACCCACCAAGCUUUGAGAUGGAGGAAUCAUUGAAAUCAGGCCAGUUCAUUCCAUUUUCUCCCUAACCCCCGUGAGGAGAGAGAUGGUGAAAGACAAAGAGCUUAUUGUAUUCAUGUGUAUCAGUGAAUGACCAUUGCUAUAUGUGUGAUGUUAUGUCCAUAGAAGUUGGCUAUGUCGUUGUCUGGAUUUGGAGUGCAUGAAUGUGCCUGGCCAAAUUACAGUAUGACGGACAGUUAGCGUGACGUUUAUGGGACAUGAACAUUCUAUCUCAGUGAGAGUAGUAACAAUUGAGCAAACAUAAUUGUUGGAAAGAUACAAAUACUUGCUAAUUAUUAUACUGUUCAUGAGUAUAUGCACAAGUGAUAUUGGUAUGUUAAAGUUACUAAACUAAAAAGUAAGACAAAGUUACUAACAUUAACGAUACACAGAAACAAAGACAACAACAGACAAAAUGACAAAUCUAAGUCAACCUCCUCCACUUGACUUAAAGGGAAAUAUUUCCGAGAAUUGGAAAAGAUUCAAACAAAAAUUCACUCUAUACACUGUUGCCUCAGGAAUGACAGAAAAAAGAUGACAAGUCACAAACAUCAAUGCUUCUACACGUAAUUGGUGAUGCUGCCUUGGAAUUGUAUAAUACAUUUGUAUUUGCCGAGGAUGAGAGCAUGAAGCUUGAGAAAGUGUUGGACAAAUUUGAGGAAUAUUGCAUGCCAAAACGUAAUCUAACGUAUGAGAGACAUAGAUUUUUCACAAGAUCACAAUUAGAGCAUGAGAGUGUUGAUCAGUAUGCAACUGAAUUGCGAAGUCGUGCACAGUCGUGUGAGUUUUCUUCGUUGAAAGAGAGUCUUAUACGGGACAGAAUUAUCUGUGGUAUCUUAGAUGAUGGUCUAAGAGAGCAUUUGUUGAGGCUAGAUGAUCUCACAUUGGAUAAAACGUUGCAAGUUUGUCGGGUUGCUGAACAAACUCGAACGCAGGCCCAAGCGUUGAGUUCCUCCGGAGAAAAUGCCUCAAUUCCGGUUGAUUCUCUCGGCAAGAAUAAGAAAUCUUCUGGUAAAAAGUCAAACCAAACAAGACAAACAAAACCUCAAGAUCGUACUAACAAUAACACAUGUACAAGAUGUGGUCAUAGACAUACCAAAGAAAAAUGUCCUGCACAAGGUAAAACAUGUAAAAAGUGCGGUAAGCAAAAUCAUUUUGCUAAGUGUUGUCGUACCCCAGUAGCAAAAGUCAAUGAAUUGCAACACUUAAAGGUAGAUUCAGAUGGUUUCAUGAUUUGUUCAGUUGAUUCACAGGAACAUGAAUCAAAGGAAGAGUGGAAAGUCAAUUUGAGGGUCAAUAAUGAGCUAGUUGAGUUCAAGAUAGAUACUGGAGCUCAAGCUAACACUCUCCCUGAAACAAUCUACCACAAAUUGAAACCGAAACCAAAACUACAAAAAGCCAAAGUGAAGUUAACAGGUUACUAUGAGACUAACAUUCCAGUAAAAGGUCGUUGUUAUGUCCAAAUGGAGUACAAAGGAAUUAAACACAGUGUUCAAUGUUUCAUCAUUCCUGGAAAUCGUCAACCAUUGCUAGGUCUCAGGACGAGUGAAGAGUUGUAUCUAGUAAAACGCGUCUAUCAUGUUGAUAAACAAACAGAGAUAAAAACAGGCAAAACUGUAGUGCAAGAUUAUGACAAUGUAUUUGUAGGAUUAGGAUGUCUUCCAGGCAAACAUCACAUUACAUUGAAAGACAAUGCACAACCAGUUCAACAUGCAUGUCGCAAAGUUCCAUUUCCACUUCAAAAGAAACUAAAAGAGGAACUAGAUAAGAUGGAAAAUAUGAAUGUAAUCAAACAGGUUGAUGAACCGACAGAUUGGGUGUCUUCUCUUGUUGUAGUCAAGAAAAAGAAUGGUCAACUCAGAGUCUGUCUUGAUCCGCGUGAUCUUAAUCGUGCAAUCAAAAGAGAACACUAUAAAUUGCCUUCUAGAGCUGAAAUAACCUCUCAGUUUGCUGGAGCCAAGUAUUUCAGUAAAUUAGAUGCAUCAAGUGGUUUUUGGCAAAUCCAACUAGAUGAAGAUAGUUCCAAGCUUUGUACAUUUAUCACUCCGUACGGAAGAUAUAGAUUCUGGAGACUACCUUUUGGUAUUUGCAGUGCUCCUGAAGUAUUUCACAAGAUAAUACAUAACUUGUUCGUAGAUAUACCUGGUGUCAAUACCAUGAUGGAUGACAUAGUGGUAUGGGGAAGCACUCAAGAAGAGCAUGACGAUCGUCUGAGAAAAGUUCUAGACAUCGCACAAAAAUCAAACCUGAAACUCAAUCGAGACAAGUGUGAGUUCAAUGUGAACCAGAUGACUUUCAUUGGUGACUUGAUCAGCCAAGAUGGAGUCAGACCAGAUCCUAAAAAGGUGGCUGCCAUCAGAAACAUGGCAAGACCAACCUGUAAACAGGACAUACAAAGGUUCUUGGGGAUGAUAAACUACCAAGCAAAAUUCAUUCCAAACCUAUCAACAAGGUCAGCAUCUCUACGUAUUUUGCUUGACAAGAAAGUAGAGUGGAUGUGGGAAAAUGAACAAGAAAAAGCAUGGUGCGAGUUGAAAGAAGCUCUAAUGAGUCAACCAGUGCUUCAUUUCUAUGAAAGCACAAAACCCACAAAGAUAUCAGCUGACGCUUCAAAAAAUGGACUAGGAGCAGUUCUCCUACAGCAACAUGAACAAAAUUGGCAUCCAAUAGCUUACGCAUCAAGAGCUAUGACUGAUGCAGAAACACGUACGCUCAGAUAGAAAAAGAACUCUUAGCUAUCACUUACGGAUGUGAAAAAUUUCAUCAAUAUAUCUAUGGUCAAAAGAUAGAAGUUGAAACAGAUCACAAGCCACUUAUCCCAUUGUUUGUUAAGUCAUUGGCAGAUUGUCCUUUACGCAUUCAAAGAUUACUAAUCAGAGUACAGAGAUAUGAUCUCAACGUAUCAUAUACACCUGGAAAGUACAUGUUCACUGCCGAUACACUGUCACGAGCAGUAGAUCCAAAAGCAGAAUUGAAUGUUGAAACUGAAGAAGAUAUCAGAGUCUAUGUAGAUAUGAUAGUAAAAGCAUUGCCAGUAACAUCAAACAAAAGACAAGAAAUUGUUGAAGAGACCAAAAAAGAUGUAGAGCUUCAAGAGUUGCUAGCCACCAUCAGAAAUGGUUGGCCAGAAAGUAAGCAACAAUGUCCAGCUAGAAUAAAACAGUACUGGAACAUUCGAAGUGAACUCUCUGAAGCAGAUGGAAUCUUAUUCAAAGGUUCUAAAAUAGUAAUUCCAACUUCCAUGAGACGAUACAUACUAAACCAAGUACACGAAGGUCACUUAGGCAUUGAGAAAUGUAAGAAACGUACUGCUAGGGAAGUAAUCUAUUGGCCAAGAAUCAAUGCAGACAUCACUGAAAUGGUCCAAAAUUGUACUUCAUGCCUAAUGUACAAACCAAAACAACAGGCUGAAAGCCUAAAUCCACAUGCCGUGCCUAAUCGUCCUUGGGAAAAAAUUGCAGUAGAUCUAUUCACUUUGAACAAAAGAGAAUAUAUGGUCGUCGUUGACUACUACUCUCAAUUCAUUGAAGUAUGUACUUUGACUUCAACUACAAGCAAGGCCGUGAUUAAUCACAUGAAAGCAAUAUUUGCUCGUCAUGGCACACCAUGUGAACUGAUGUCGGAUAAUGGUCCUCAAUUUGCAAGCCAAGAAUUCAAAAGCUUUGCAAAAGAAUGGGAUUUUCACCAUACCACAUCGAGUCCACAUUAU
Molecule: messenger RNA, 4440 nt
Organism: Lytechinus variegatus (green sea urchin)
Lineage: Eukaryota; Metazoa; Echinodermata; Echinoidea; Temnopleuroida; Toxopneustidae
Exons: 1
Coding region: 1286-3451 (721 amino acids)
Source: RefSeq, a predicted model, not a curated record